CGCCCCUCCCCGUCAAGCGGGUUACAUACCGUAUUAAUCAUAUAUUCCUUUGUUAAUAACCAAACGAUGACAACGAUAAUUCAAAACUAUCCAAUCCUAUUUUACAAAAAACAAAAGAAGAAAAAGAAAAAUGGAACAACGGCGCAACGGAGCCGAGCCGACCCGCGCGAACGUCGGCCCACGCGCUCCCCCCCCCGGCGACCUCACCGUACCAAUACCUCCCCUACACAUGCGCCCUCACGCGUCUGUCGCCAGCCGGCGCCUCAUCGCCGCUCUCCUACUUUUCCCCUCCCCACUCCCCGACGCAACUCUCUCUCUCUCCCCCCUCUUAUUCGUUCUCUCUCCCUUUCUCAUCACCACCUCCUCCACCGCUAACAACCAAUACCUGCCCUAAUCCUGCCCAACCACCGCCACCAUGGGUGAUUUGACGGAAUCUGCCGCGGCGCAAUCGCGUCCGACGAUGCCGAUCCGCGAGGACUGCUGGAGCGAGGAGGCCACAUCCACGCUCGUCGACGCCUGGGGCCGCCGUUACCUCGAGCUCAACCGCGGCAACCUCCGCCAGAAGGACUGGCAGGAGGUUGCGGACGCCGUCAACGAUCGCCACGGCCACGUCAAGAAGGCUCGCCGCACCGAUGUCCAGUGCAAGAACCGUAUCGAUACGCUUAAGAAGAAGUAUAAGGUCGAGAAAGCUAGGGUUUCUGAUUCUAAUGGAACCGUGACCAGUUCCUGGCCCUUCUUUUCCCGUCUCGAUGCCCUAAUUGGACCCAACGCUUCAGCCAAAAAGCCAUCGCCCUCGCCGACGUCGUCUCUGCCGGUUGCCCUUCCCUUGCCCUACCGGAAAAAUCCUGCUCCGGCACCGGUUCUUCCCCUGAAACGCCCGUCCCUUGCUGUGCCUGUUGAUGAUUCGUACUUUCGCCGGAACUAUUCAGCGGUUGCAGCAGCUGCGGCUGCAGCUGCGGAUUCCGACGCUGAGGAUGAUGAUUCUGAGGAUUCGAGGUCAAGCGGGGAGAGCGGGCAGCGGGAUGCAGAGUCUGAUGGGAUAAGGCGGCUGGCACGGGCGAUUGCCAGGUUUGGGGAGAUUUAUGAGAGACUGGAGGAAGAGAAACAGAGGCAGAUGAUAGAAUUGGAGAAGCAGAGAAUGCAGUUUGCCAAGGAUUUGGAGUUUCAGAGGAUGCAAAUGUUUAUGGAUACUCAGGUUCAGCUGGAGAAGAUCAAACGGUCGAGAAGAUCUGGUUCAAAUGGUGAUGAUAUGUACAGCUAGCUGCGUGGGAAAGAACUGCAGCGACAUUCCUACUAGAUUUUUAUUUUCGUUAUUAAUGUGUGAAAUGCAUCUAGUUCCAGCUGAUUUCCGGAAGGCGGAUGGUCGGGACCACUGAAGUGCUCAAUGUUGAUAAAUCAGUAGCAGAUGAGCUUUGAAUCCCACCACCCCGCCCCCCCAAAAAAACAAUAAAUAUUCUGAUGUUUGAGAUUUGAAUCCAGUGCACAUUGUCAUUUUAUUUUUCCUAGAGCAGACCGGUGCUCUCCGAGAAUGCACCCCUUCAGUGACUUCCAUUUUUUCCCUGAUACCAAACAGGAACAUCUAUGGUCUCUGAUGCAUGGUUUUGGGUCAGUAUUCUUCAAAUGCUCAUGGCUGCAUUUAGAAGAUGAACAGUUGUAAAUAGUAUUUCAAUGCAGGAUUUUUGUGCA
This is a messenger RNA of Malania oleifera, 1686 nucleotides long. Its product is annotated as trihelix transcription factor ENAP1-like. Gene Ontology annotation, molecular function: transcription cis-regulatory region binding. Gene Ontology annotation, cellular component: nucleus. The transcript has 2 exons. Lineage: Eukaryota; Viridiplantae; Streptophyta; Magnoliopsida; Santalales; Ximeniaceae. Bases 416 to 1261 code for a protein of 281 amino acids. The record is from RefSeq and is a predicted model, not a curated record.